UCUCCUGGCAGUUUGCAGGGGCAGGAGAUUAGCGAAGAGCAACAGGGAUUGACUGUAACAACAGUGGGUGUGGAUCUCAGGGAGAUGGGGAGUCCUUCACUCAUUCUUUUGCACUACUUCCCUGGGUAAGGAGGCUGGAGGAAUCUGAAGUAUGUCCCCCUGGCCUUUUACCUCCCCGCUGAUAUGUGCCUGGCCACACCUGUGGAUCAGUGUUUACAGGCAACCCAUUUACUGGACACAGAGCCCAGGAAGGACUCCCAGAGGCAUCCUAGCAACCAACCCAAGACCUCCCUUCCACAGAGUGGCAACUGUCACAGACUCCAGGGCGGGCUCUGGCACUGGAGUCCAGGGAGGCACAGUCAAUCUCUUACUUACUCUUCUCUUGUCUUGAGGCACCAUGACCCCUAAGGAGGCUCUUUGCUGCAUGUAACCGAGGGCCAAGGCAGAGUGGGACUUCAGCUCGCACUUCUCGGUGGCCUCUUAUACAGUUGUUAGGAUGCUGGACUCCUCGGUGACAGAACAGAUGACCCGGCUGACAUUGCAAGUCCUGGAACAGAUGCUGGAACAGGAACGUGAAAGCAUGGACAGAGCAGGACAGCAGGAAAAGCCAGACACUGCCCUGCAGAGUGCUUUGAGGAGAAGGAAAGACCUUCUACAGAAACUCUGGGAACAGCAGCUGAUGAAUGAGCACUCCCCAGCCCAUGCCUGGAGGAGGACACACGAGAGAACCAUGGUACCAGCCCUGAACCCAGAGGUGCCUCCCGUGAAUGCCUUCCCGGCUGCUUCCCCACCUUUGCCCCGACCACCAGAGCCACCAAGGAUCAUCCAGGCCCCGGCCCCCCAGCCUCCUGCCACCAUCAUUCAGCAGCUACCCCAGCAGCCACUGAUUGCACAGAUUUCUCCUCCUCAGGCCUUUCCCACUCAAAGAUCGGGAAGUAUCAAGGAAGACAUGGUGGAGAUGAUGCUAAUGCAGAAUGCACAGAUGCACCAGAUCCUCAUGCAGAACAUGAUGCUCAAAGCUCUGCCACCUGGGCCCACAGGGCCACGUGCUACUACCCUCCAGGACCAACGAUGGGCGCACCAUGGAGUCUUGCGAGCUGAAAAGCAGAAGCUACCCCCAGUGCACCACCACCACCACUAUGCACCCCCCACCCAGCUGCAAGCUGCCUCCACAGGCGCCCCUUCAGGAUAUUCAGGGUGGCCUCCAGUGGUUGCAGCCACUGCCCUCCCACAUGCAGCCAGCUUCUUGCCCACUGUGAGCCACCUGACUGAGCCGACUACUUCCCAUCCCAGCUACCCCUAGCAUGGAAGUCUAGAGGGAGGAAGCUAGUGUCUUGCAGCAGGUAAGUGGAAAGAUGGGCCUGGUCACCACUCCUCAAUGUGUGCUGAAGAGCACAUGCACCCUGUGGUUAGACCACUGAACUGUGGCUAAUUAGAAGGAGCCAGAAAAAAUUUCAGUUGCAGGUCUCAGCCCCAGUUGCCUGUCAAUGUGGAGCCAUGUUACCCUCUGGGAAAGCUGUGUCUUAGAUCUUUUGACAGCCCAGCAGGACUGGUCCCAUAGAGUGACCUUCACCCCAGCCCAGGUCCCGGGGCACCCCUCAUUUGACACCCUGGAUUUUC
Peromyscus eremicus (cactus mouse) is the source of this 1620-nucleotide messenger RNA. Its product is annotated as chromosome 16_21 C21orf58 homolog. Lineage: Eukaryota; Metazoa; Chordata; Mammalia; Rodentia; Cricetidae. Bases 497 to 1303 code for a protein of 268 amino acids. The record is from RefSeq and is a predicted model, not a curated record. The transcript has 7 exons.